CUUUGAGAAUCGUUAGGUUUGCCAAACUAACGCCCCGAGGGGCCCCUUAGAGGGAAGCACAACUAAGAAGCCUUCUUCUUCUUCUUCGCUCUUUUUCUCUCUCUUUUCGUUUCUAAUGGUGACCUCAUCUUCUUCCUCGAAAACCAGAUCCAGCGGCCCGGUGCUACGCUCACUCUCACCGGGUGGCCGAUUCUGUAACUCUCCUUCUUUGUCCUCUUCGACCUCCGCGUUUGCUUCAUCUUCAACCUUUUACUCGUCUUCUUCCACUUUCCGUCACGAUGACCAUCGUGAUUUUCCCAACCAUAAUCAUCAUACGAGAUCCACAUCUCCCAGCCGUGUUAAUGUUUAUUCGUCUCCUUCUCUUACGUCUUCUGUCCGUUUUUUUAUUGAUAAUCGUUCGAGUUCUCCGAAUCGAUCGGUUAUCGUUUCCAGGAAAAAUAGGCCGGUGUCUAACGUCAAGAGGACUUGUAUGUGCUCUCCGACCACGCAUCCAGGCUCGUUCCGGUGUAGUCUUCAUAAAAACGUUUCGAGUGGCGGUGGGCAUAGCCAAGUGGUGUCGUUUCCUUCAACCAGAUUGAAUAUGUGGAGAUCGGCUAUGGCGAAUUCGAUCGUAAGAAUUGGCGGUGUGGAAGGAGAGUUGGUGAAACGAGCAUUGACUACACUGAUUCGUCCUUCUUCGCAUCAGCAGAGGAGGAGAGCUUCAUUUCAACCUAGAUCUAGUCGUCUCUCUGUCAUGUCGAAAGCCGCCGACGGCGCUUGAAAUUGCAGAAGGUACGGUGAUGUCUAAAACUUUAUGAUCUCAGGUUCGACGAAGAGGAUCGGUUUGUUAACGUUUCUGAUUAAGAAUUCAUAGCGAAAAAGAAACACCACACGCAGAGCAUAAUCUUCAAGAAGGAAUCAGUGGUGAAAUCUAGUAGAAUCAAAAUUCAGAUUGUGUUUGUUUGUUUACUGAGUUUAUGACUCGUGAUGAGUUCAGCUUUUGAUUUCGAAGCGGGACUGCGUCGGCUCCCCGAGUUUUGUACGCUGAGGGGAUAGUUCGUCAGUCGAAAUCCUUCGUGGUUUUUGGCAGAGGAUUUGAAGAAGAUAAAACCGACGAAUUUUUCACCAAUUGUACAUAUAAACAUCAUUUGCUGUGGAAGGAGAAUUUCGGACAUUUUUAUUUUGAA
Molecule: messenger RNA, 1166 nt
Organism: Cucumis sativus (cucumber)
Lineage: Eukaryota; Viridiplantae; Streptophyta; Magnoliopsida; Cucurbitales; Cucurbitaceae
Exons: 1
Coding region: 116-760 (214 amino acids)
Source: RefSeq, a predicted model, not a curated record